CGGGCGCUGACAUGGGCGGCCGGCCCCGCCAAGCCCACCGAGGGGAGCGCGCCGCCGCGCCCGCCGCGCGCUCGGGGAGCCGGGGACCCAGCCCUAUGACCUCGCUGUUGACGCGCCUUCCACCCGCUGGACUGGGACUACAGAUCUGACCACCCCCCGUCCCCUGGCAUCCGCCUGCGGCCGAGAGAGCACACGACCUGCCCCGCCCCGCGGCCCACCCCGCCCCAGCACCAUGCCGAUCCUCAAGCAGCUGGUGUCCAGCUCGGUGCACUCCAAACGCCGGUCGCGCGUGGACCUCACCGCCGAGAUGAUCAGCGCGCCGCUGGGUGACUUCCGCCACACCAUGCACGUGGGCCGGGCCGGGGAUGCUUUCGGGGACACCUCGUUCCUCAACAGCAAGGCCGGGGAGCCCGACGACGGCGAGUCUCUGGACGAUCAAGCCUCGGCCGCGUCAUCGUCCUCAUCCAAGCGCAGCCUCCUGUCCCGGAAGUUCCGGGGCAGCAAGCGGUCCCAGUCGGUGACCCGGGGGGACCGGGAGCAGAGGGACAUGCUGGGUUCCCUGCGGGACUCUGCGCUCUUCGUGAAGAACGCCAUGUCCCUGCCCCAGCUCAACGAGAAGGAGGCCGCGGAGAAGGGCUCCGGCAAGCUGCCCAAGAGCCUGUCGUCCAGCCCGGUGAAGAAGGCCGAGGAGGCCGGCGGGGAGGAGGCGGGCGCCCGCCGGAACGGGGCCGCGGGCCCCCCCGCCCCGGACCCCGUCCUGGAGGAGCAGGCCUUCGGGGACCUGACGGAUCUGCCCUUCGUGCCCAAGGCCAGCCACGGGCUGAAGCACGCCGAGUCCAUCAUGUCCUUCCACAUCGACCUGGGGCCCUCCAUGCUGGGCGACAUCCUGAGCGUCAUGGACAAGGACGAGUGGGACCCCGACGCCCAGGGCGGUGGCGGCUACCGGGACGAAGAGGACGAGCCCGGCCUUGGCGUAGGGGGCGGCGGGGGCAUCCGGGGCGCGCUCCUGACCCCCGCUGCGGGGGAGGCAGCCCCUCUCCUGGGGAGACCCGAAGACAAGGCCGCGCCCGACCUGGCCGCCUCCGUGCCCGCCUUGCCCCCGCACGCCGCCCUGGAGGAGGAGGAGGAGGGGUGGGCAGCGGCCGCCCCCAGCCCCAGCUCGGCCCGCAGCGCGGGCAGCCACACCAUGCAGGACAGCAGCUCCCUGUCCAGCGGCACCUCGGGCGUCCCGGAGGAGCGCAGCCCGGCCUUCCGGGGGCUGGACAGGGCCCGGGCCGCGCCCCCGCGGCAGCCAGACAAGGAGUUCUCCUUCAUGGACGAGGAGGAAGAGGACGAGAUCCGUGUGUGAGGCCGGCUGGAAGGAGCUCCCCUCCCUCGCACAGCUCCGGGCUGUACCCGAGUCCUGCCUCCACACCCCAGUGUGUGACCCUUUGACCACAAAGCCUCGGCCUCCCACGGGUGGACCUCGCGGAUGAGGGGGUGCCGGCUGAGACCUCCCCCCCUCGCCCCAAGGAGAGCUUGGGGGAAUAGCAUUGGUGCUGACUGGUCAUCUGACUUUGGGGCACCCCAUGCCCACCUUUCAGUGCCUGCGGUCCAGCAAGAAUCCUCCUCCUGGCCUCUUCCUCUGGCCUGGCCUCAAAUGGAUGCUAGAUGUCAACCCGGGCUGUGGACCCUUGGCUUCCUUUUCUCUCCCAGAGUCCAUGGUGCCCACCAGGGAAGUGUGGGUAGCAGGGGGCAGAGGUGGUCACAGGCCACCAGCCCCUCCCUUCUCCACCCCCAGCUGCCUCACUGGAAACCAGCUGCCCCUGGGGAUUGGGCCUUGACCUAAAGAUCCCUGUCAACACUAAAUGUCACCCGCCCCUUCCAGGAGAGAGGACAGGAGGGGGGCAGCUCCCAGGUCCCUGGAUUUUCAAGAAGGGGCCCUUCCAGGGUAACAAGACCACAGUCCUGGGCACUGCCCUGGGGGUGUGUCUGUUCUUUAUUAUCUGUGUUUAAAUCUGAGUAGAGCAAUGUUCACAACAGCAUUAAUUAGAUCCACCACCAGGAGAAGGGGGUCCUCGUAGGAAACCUUUAUACUAAGUCUCUCUCCUCUUGGAAAUUCACAGUAACUGUUUGUAUACUCAAGUCUAGUGAUGGCCCCCCGAACUAUGAGGGCUGGGUACCCACAGUUUUUGUGUUCCCCUCCCUAGUUAAACGAGGCCUGUGUAGAAAAAUUCUGGAAAAUUCUAAUUGUUUAAAAACCUAAUAGAUCCUUUGUAGAGUCUGGAAACAGGGAGGGUGGGGGCCGGGGAUAGGGCACUGCCUGGACUCCCAGGUCCAUCCAUCUCCUCCCCCACCCUGUGGCAGGCACUUCCUCUUCUCUGCCCCUCCCCACUGCUGCUAAGACCAGUGCCCCAAGGGAGGGUUGCCAGAUUUAACACACACACACACACACACACACACACACACACACACACACACACACGAUCAGAAGCCUGGGUUUAAUUUGAAUUUCAGGUAACAAAGGAUCUUUUCUUUUUCUGUGUCCCAUGCAAUAUUUUUGUUUAGGUUUUUUUUUUUUUGGGGGGGGGGGGGGUUGUUGAGACCAAGGGCUCUAUACUUGGCCCAGACUGGCUUGGCACUGGAGGGCCUUCUGUCUCAGCCUCCCCAAAGUGCUGCCUUUUGUUCAGAGGUCUGGGCCAUCACACCCACCCAGUUGGCUUGCUAUCUGGAACAUUCUUACGUUGUUUGUUGUUUUUCUGAAAUUCAAGUUUUGCUCAGCUCCUGUAACUCUACCCAGGGCUCAGGCUAAGAGCUGGGAUUUGGGCCCCUGGGGUGACAGCGGAUUAUUUUUCUGUCCUGGGAACUGGCUGACCCACCUCCCAGACUAGGAUGGCCCGUGGGAGGCUGGAGAGAACAAAGGACACACAACUACGCAACCCAGCUGGCUGGGGGGGGGGGGUGGCUCAAGUGAUAGAGUACCAGCCUAGCAAGCUUAAGGUCCUGAGUUCAAGCCCCAGUACUGCCAAACAAACAAAACACAGGCCCAGUCAGCUAAGGGUAGCUGCCUGGGCCCUGACUCUGAGACACUAACCUGGCUCCCUAGCAGGCGCCCAGGCCACCCAGGUCCCCCUGUGGCUGACAGUGCACUUAGCUCCUACACAGGCUGAUCCCGGAACCUAGAACCUAGAAUUGCUGACUGGGGCGCACGUCACCCAGCCACCUUUGGGACUCUUCAAAGUCCCUUCCAGAGACUGUAAACUUUGUGAGUUUUUUCCAUGCUAAAGCAACAAGGAACUAUUAAAAAGCCCUCUAGCAAA
This is a messenger RNA of Dipodomys spectabilis (banner-tailed kangaroo rat), 3299 nucleotides long. RefSeq names its product CDC42 effector protein 4 (gene Cdc42ep4). Lineage: Eukaryota; Metazoa; Chordata; Mammalia; Rodentia; Heteromyidae. The record is from RefSeq and is a predicted model, not a curated record. The transcript is spliced from 2 exons. Bases 233 to 1348 code for a protein of 371 amino acids.